GCUCAUCGCUCAGCAUGGGAUGUGUUUUUGGCGGCCGCUCUCAGCUCCCGCUGGCUGUUGUGACCAACAACUGUGUUGUAAACACUGCCUUCAUUCCGACAUUUCCCUCGUAGGACACAAGUUCGCUCUGGUUUGUGCGGCCGGCAAUAGCUGCUCAAGAUCACUCAUGCGUGUGCUGUACGUAUUCCUCGCCGCCACCGCAGCCCUCCUUGUGAACAGCGCUGUUGAGUCGGCGACCCCUGCCGAGACUAAAACUUCCAAGCUGGUUAGCGGCGGCAACGAAGGCAAUUUACAGAAGCGUAAUCUGAGAAGACAAAUCGGUUUUCUCGAAUGGCCGGAAGAGCUUGAGGAGUUCGUUCAUCACCACCACCACAUCCGAGAAGUGUUCACGAGGUGGUGCCUGGAAGACCAUGAACCGAAAGAAGCAAUGGAGGACUUGAGGGAAGAGCGCGAUCCGGCGGCGGAGAUGGCAUAUAAGAAGUAUAUGCCACCAACGUGCGAAGACUUCGCGGAUGUAGUGGUGGUGCUUGACGAAUUUCUCAAGUUCUUCCGGCCACUCAAGAAGGCUUUGGCUUCUCAGGCGCCGUGUCUGCAAGAUGUCAGCGUUGUCAUCGACGAUCAGCUUUGA
This is a messenger RNA of Phytophthora nicotianae INRA-310, 628 nucleotides long. RefSeq lists its product as hypothetical. The transcript is spliced from 2 exons. The record is from RefSeq and is a predicted model, not a curated record. Bases 20 to 628 code for a protein of 202 amino acids. NCBI's taxonomy places the organism in Eukaryota, Oomycota, Peronosporomycetes, Peronosporales, Peronosporaceae.